AUGAUAUUGUUAAAAGUCCUUCUUAUCACUAUAUUAUUGUUUGUUUCGCUUGUACUUGGUCAGGAUCACACAUUUGAGCCAAUAGCAUGUGGUGGCAAGAAUAGGACUAUUAAUAAGCCUGAGGCGUAAGUUACAACGGUAAAAACUUUGUUUACACAUUGAGAAAUUGCAAGAACUUUCUUUAUCAAAGUUUAAAACGGCAAAAACUUUUUUAUAAAACAAAAAAUAGCAAGAACUUUCUUUACAAUACAAAAAAUGACAAGAACUUUCUUUACAACAUUCAAAAUUAUGUUUUUUAAAAGUGGCAUGGCCAGAAAAAAGUUUUGUCGCCUUUUCUCAAAGUCUUUUAAGUUAAAAAACGACAAAACUUUUUUAGCUAUAACAAUAAUACAAAUUUUAGCUUAGAUCGCCUAAAUGUAUGCCUAAAAGGCCAGAUGGAGAAAGAAAAGUGUCAAAACGCGACAAAACCUGAGAUUUUGCUUCAAAAAAUAUUCAAGAUGAUCAGCCAAGGCACUGUGAAAGAUGUUAACAUAGCCAAUUUUGAGGAAUGUGCUAUAAAAGUGCAUGAGAGUGUACCGUGGGAGUAUGUUCGAGUCAUGCACAAACAUAACCAAUUUUCGACCGGUCGAAACAAGCACAAGUGUUUGUCCAUUGAGCAGGUUUGUCGGUGAGUCAUUUUUUUAUUUUUAAAUUUCAAAUUUUAAAAAUUUUUUUUAUUUUAGGUAAUAAAUUUUAAUUUUUUUAUUUUUAAAGUCAAAAAAUAGCUUAAAAAUGUCAUUUUUUAAUAGAAAAUGUUAUUUUUAGAGACAACGAACAAUUCCUUGGCCCAUUUGCCUGUUUCGUUCGAAAGCAUUGUGACAGAACGAUUGCAGAUCUUGGUUAUGCUAUGCUUUAUGCUUUCCAACAGCUCAGCUUGGAACAGGAAGGACCUAUUCGGUAAGGAUAUUAUAAUGCAGGGUAAAUCAAGGUAAGAUAGGAAAAAAGUGGACAAAGAUAAGUCAAAGAUACAACAAGGAAAGAAUAGGGCAAAGGUAGAAUAUAUAAGGUUAGAGUACACAAGGCUAUGGCAAAAGAAAGUUAGGGUAAACGUAAGAGAUGAGCAUGGCAAGGGCAAGGCAUAUUCAAAAACAAGGUUAGGAUGACGUAGGAUAGGAUGGAGUAAAACUGGGUAGUAAAAGUGGCGAAAAGUAGGGUUAGGUAAGGGUAGGGUGACAUAAGUUAGAGAAGCGUAGAGCGAGGUAGAGUAGAUUCGGCUAGGCUACGGUAAGAUAAGAUAGGUUAGGGUAGACUGGAGUAGAAUAGGAUAGGGUAGGGUAGGGUAAGGUAGGGUAGGGUAGGGUAGGGUAGGGUAGGGUAGAUUGUGACGGCCUGAUGAACAAAAUCUCAUUGCCAAUUCUUUCAGCUGCACAUCCGACCCAACAGCUUCAAAGUUUGAUUUAAAUCCAGAAGCAUAUGAACCUGACAGUGAUUUAAGUUCGAUUGAAAUUGUGAGUGAAAAUCUUUGUGAUGGAGUGCCAAAAAUCAAUGAAACGCUAUCGACCGACCACAAACACUUCUUGCCAUUGACAGUUUAUGAAAGAUUGUUGUCCAAGAAGAAGGAUUCUAAUUAA
Bursaphelenchus okinawaensis is the source of this 1610-nucleotide messenger RNA. Lineage: Eukaryota; Metazoa; Nematoda; Chromadorea; Rhabditida; Aphelenchoididae. The record is from the annotation of a GenBank genome assembly.